Crotalus tigris (Tiger rattlesnake) is the source of this 910-nucleotide messenger RNA. RefSeq names its product lebercilin-like protein. The record is from RefSeq and is a predicted model, not a curated record. Gene Ontology annotation, cellular component: axoneme. NCBI's taxonomy places the organism in Eukaryota, Metazoa, Chordata, Lepidosauria, Squamata, Viperidae. Gene Ontology annotation, biological process: intraciliary transport.
CCUCCACAAGCAAAGAGGGUGGCAGCUUCAUUAUUUCAUUGUUCCAGCAGUCAGAAACUUCAGAGUGGAACUUACCAGAGAAGAAAAAGGGAAACCAUCUCAAUGCAAAAGGAAGUAAAACAUUGCCUAAAAAGAAACCUCAGCAGAAGACCACAUUUAUGACUGACCAUAACAUGGCUUGCCAUCUAUUGUCAGCAAGAGACCAUAACAUUAAAGAACUGAAAAAUGAAGUGGCUGUUCUGCGGAAUAAAUUGGAGACAUUUACUGUGGAAAAUAAAAUCUUAAAGCAUCUUCAGUCUCAACUUAAAGCAAUCAGUAAAUAUGAAAAUGCACAGAUUAACCUGCCUGAUCUUUUGGCCACGCAGUCUAAUAAAGUGCUGACUCUGAGAUCGCUACUCAGGGCAUCUCAGGAAAAAGAGCGCAGGAAUUCCAACAAGCUGAGAGAGGUUCAGGCAGAACUCUUAAAAACUACGGAUGCCUUGCGGGCAUUGCAAAAAUUUUCUGAAUACUAACUGGUAUCUUCCGAAGAGAAAGUUACUUUUGGGAUUGGAGAAAACUCCUGAGAAAACCAUGGUCAGCCAAGAGAACAAAUCAGUCAAUCAUCAAAUAAACCAGCUCAGAGUUUUCACUCAAGGCACCAAUGACCAGACUCAAAUUAUCCCACUUGGGACACAUUAUGCAAAGACCAAGCCCUCUGGAGAAGGUUCUAGUGCAAGGAAAUGUGGAAGGGAAAAGAACAGGGUGACCCACAGCAAAGUGGAUGGACUCGGUUACGGGAAUGAAAAGUGCAUCGUUGAAGAGCCUAAAGGACCAGAUUACGAGCAGAUAAUGAUGAGGUUGCUAAAAAUCGAUCAAAACUCCUUUCUUCUUCCAAUUUAUCAUCUUGCCAAAUGAACACUUCUGAAAAAUG